Molecule: messenger RNA, 1104 nt
Organism: Nematocida minor
Lineage: Eukaryota; Fungi; Microsporidia
Product: histone deacetylase 3
Exons: 1
Coding region: 1-1104 (367 amino acids)
Molecular function (GO): histone deacetylase activity
Source: RefSeq, a predicted model, not a curated record
AUGAGACGAAUUGCAUAUUUCUACAGUCCUGACUCCGGGAGCUUCCACUACGGCGCAGGGCACCCCAUGAAACCGCACAGAAUUGCUGUCACGCACUCCAUUGUUUUUGCGUACGGCCUGCAGAGAUACAUGGACGUGUACGCCAUCAAGCCCGCAACAAAGCUCGAAAUGCUCGAGUACCACACAGAGGACUACAUAAACUCGCUUACGUCAGAGGGCGCAGAGAGCAACCCGUGCGAUCGAAUAACAGAUGACUGCCCGUACUUUGACGGGAUUGGAGAGAUGUGCGCUCUCUACUCGGGCGGCUCUCUGCAGUCUGCUCGCUUUCUGAACGAAAAGCAGUACGACAUAUGCAUAAACUGGUCGGGCGGUCUGCACCAUGCAAAGAAGUCCGAGCCAAGCGGAUUUUGCUACACGAACGACAUAGUGCUGGCCAUACGAGAGCUCCUGAAGAAGCACGAAAAGGUCAUGUACAUAGACAUAGACAUACACCACGGGGACGGGGUGGAAGAGGCUUUCUACCACACAGAUAGAGUGCUGACUCUCUCACUGCACAAGUACGGAGACAAAUACUUCCCAGGGACAGGCAACAUAUGCUGCACAGGGCGCGGUGCUGGGGCUGGCACAUCGAUCAAUGUUCCCCUUGACUUUGGGAUUGAUGACGAGUCUUACCAUUACGUCUUUAAAAAUGUGGUGAAAAUGUGUGUGGACUCUUUCUCCCCCGAGGUGAUUGUGAUGCAGUGCGGAUCAGACUCGCUGGCUGCCGACAGGAUAGGAUGCUUUGGGCUGAGCAUCAAGGGGCACGGGGAGUGUGUUAAGUUCGUAAGGGAUCUGAACAUUCCCAUGCUUGUGCUGGGGGGCGGUGGGUACAAGCCUAAGCACGUGUCUAGGUGCUGGGCGUACGAAACUGCGAUACUCUGCAACGUAGAGAUAGGGAAUGACAUACCCAGCAAUCCGCACUCUGAGUAUCUGGGGGAAGACCCUGUGCUGCACAUUGACCUGCAGUGCGCGUAUACAAACAGAAACAUAAAAGACAACCUGGAGAGAAUUGUCUCCAUAGUAAAAGACAUUCUGAAAGAGUAUGCGUCCCACAAAAAAAGCUAA